This is a messenger RNA of Cucumis sativus (cucumber), 2723 nucleotides long. Its product is annotated as geranylgeranyl transferase type-2 subunit alpha 1. Bases 119 to 2206 code for a protein of 695 amino acids. Gene Ontology annotation, molecular function: Rab geranylgeranyltransferase activity; protein binding. Gene Ontology annotation, cellular component: Rab-protein geranylgeranyltransferase complex; cytoplasm. NCBI's taxonomy places the organism in Eukaryota, Viridiplantae, Streptophyta, Magnoliopsida, Cucurbitales, Cucurbitaceae. The transcript is spliced from 8 exons. Gene Ontology annotation, biological process: protein geranylgeranylation. The record is from RefSeq and is a predicted model, not a curated record.
CGGGUUUCCAAUAUGAAAAUCAACAUUCAAGAUUUCUGUCUAUUGGUUUUUCCUUUGGCGUUGCCGUUCAAUCUCCAUAUCCUUCAGAGCUACAGAUUUUGAUCCUUUCGAACCGGAAAUGCACGGACGGCCGCGCAAGCCUCAGAAACCGGAGGAAGCAGAAGCUUCGGCGGUGGAAGCCGCAAAGCUUCAAAAUCUGCAAUCUCAAUUGCUCGCAAAUCAUCACCAAAAGAACUAUGCGAAGGAAGCUCUAGAAGUCAGUGCUAAUUUGCUGGAAAUGAAUCCGGAUCUGUAUACAGCGUGGAACUAUAGGAAACUUGCGGUUGAACACUACUUGAAGGAAUCUUCAUCAGACAUAGUGUCGAUCGAAGCGAUUCUCAAUGAGGAACUUAGAGUAGCUGAAAGUGCUCUGCGUCAGAACGUCAAGUCGUAUGGCGCGUGGUAUCAUCGAAAAUAUAUUUUGAGCAAGGGACAUUCGUCCACCGAUCAUGAGUUGCGACUGCUUGGAAAGUUUCAGAAACUCGACGCUAGGAAUUUUCAUGCAUGGAACUACCGAAGAUUUGUGGCAGGGCUAAUGAACAUACCCGAGGACAAAGAAUUGAAAUACACAACAGAUAUGAUAGACACAAACUUCAGCAAUUACUCAGCAUGGCAUAAUCGCAGUGCGCUUCUUGCCAAGUUGCUGAACCAAAAGGCCGAAGGUUAUUUCCCAAUGGAAAAGGUGUUAAAUGAGGAGUAUGAGCUCGUUCACCAAGCUAUUUUCACUGAUCCGGAUGAUCAAAGUGGUUGGUUUUAUCAUCUUUGGCUUCUGGACCAAACGGUGAAAGCAAAUCCUCCGUAUCUUGUUUCUUCUUGGCCACCUCAUAGUUUUAAUGUAGCAUUAUCAAGAACCAGAUGUUUAGAUAAUCACACUCCCUCUCCAUUCUGUAGUUUCUAUUCGGAUUCAGGAACAAUACCCCUCAUUCUUUACUUUGAUCAACCUGUUCAAGGCGUUGACUCAUCUUCAGUGAUUGUCAAAUCGACAGCUAAUUUAAGAGAUCUUAUUUGGAAGCCACUCUCAAAAUGUAACCGUGAUACUUCCAAAGCCUGGAUUAGUCAUCUGACUUUUCCUCAAGAAGAGCUCAAUUCAGAAUUUUACUCGGUGGAAGUCAGCAUUGGACAUUCUCAGAAAAUAGCAUCUGCAACUGGUUUUCAUCAUGUGAAACCAACUCAAAUUUCUUUUAAAGUGGCUGUGAAUUUUAAAGAAACACCCUCGGAAGAUUUUGGAAACGAACGGAUCAGGUGGAAGGAUGAAAACUUUACUAGUUGUGGAAUUAGUCCUCACAAUUUUCCAUUUGGUUCUGACAAUUCAACCAGUGAGGGUGAUUAUGCACCUUCUACUUCUGAAUGGUGUGUGGAGACUAUAAAUAACGAAAUAGCUCUUUUUCGCGAAUUAUUAUCAGAGACUGAUUGUAAAAUUGGAAAACUUACUCUGGCUAGAUUGUUGAUGGCUCAUGCUGCAACAUCUCCGCAUGCCAAUGAAAUGAUCCAACUUGAGGAAGUCCUUGACCUUUACCAAGACCUGAUGAAGUUCGACCCAUCACAUUUUCAUUUCUACAAGGAUGAACAUAGCUUAGUUUUAUUACAGAAGGUUACAUCAACUAGGGAGUCUUUGUUAAGACACUGCUAUUCCUACAAAGAGCAGACGUCACCGUAUAUCGAUAGUACUGCCUGUCUUAGGCUCAAUAAUUUAUCAAUUUCACGGAUUGGAUGUGUAGAAAAAAUUUUGUGGGUGCAAUUGCUUGACCUCAGCCACAAUGAACUUGGAUCGAUUGAUGGCCUGGAGAGCAUGCAACUUCUCUCUUGCUUGAGUUUGAGUAAUAAUAAAAUCGGAAGUUUUACUGCGCUGGAGCCUCUGAGACUGUUGAAGUCUUUAAAAGUUUUGGAUAUAUCGUACAAUGAGAUAGGUUCACAUUCAAUCGACACAACCAGAUAUCUCUUCUCAUCUCCACUGUCGCAUUCUGAAGAAAUUGAUUUGAGCAGUGAUGAAAUGGCAACGAAUUGUACUGAUCUGGCAAGUUACUGGGAAGCAUAUUUUCUAUUCAAAGAUAUAAGCUUGAUGCAAUUGGAUAUAGAAGGAAACACAAUAUCUAGUGAAAGUUUCAAAGCAUUUCUGGUGAAGAUUCUUCCCAAACUCCACUGGCUUGAUGGGAAACAAGUACAAUAGAUAAAGCUUAAUUUAUCUACAUCCAAUCCUCUGUCAACUUUGGUAGCUCAUCCCCUGAAUGUAAAAAGGUACGCUACGAACUAGCAUUGACCCUAAAUUGACGAAGACAUUGGUUUUGAUUUCUUCCCAAUGCAAGGUUAAGAAUUGAAGAUGGAUGGUUACAACAUGGAAAUGAGUAUGGUGCCCAGUUUUUUGGACUGCUUCAAAUUAAAUUUCAUUAUAUACAUUAUGAUACUGUGUGCCAAAUGUAUUUAGAAAAGUACUGAUAUUUACAUUUAUGUUGUACCAAAUUUUGAAUGAUUGUAGUUUUAAUAAUUCUUAUAAUAAGUUGAGAUUUGUGUAGCAAGCUGACAUCUCGGAGGGAGAGUUGAGAAGCUAGGGAAGGAAUGAACCCCGAAGUAUGUGCUGUUCCGACUAUUAUAAGAGGUUUGAGCCAUAUUCAUUUAGACAACUUGUUUUUCUUAGUCGUUUCAUCUAAACCUAUAUAACUAUAUAUCUCUGUUUAGUUUUCUGUUUU